This is a messenger RNA of Oncorhynchus mykiss (rainbow trout), 3920 nucleotides long. The record is from RefSeq and is a predicted model, not a curated record. Lineage: Eukaryota; Metazoa; Chordata; Actinopteri; Salmoniformes; Salmonidae.
GACAUAUUUGCCCGCGACAUGUAUCAAUUAAGUUUUACAAGAGAAUCUUUGUUCAAAUGUUGACCCCCAGAGGGUUCAUUUUUUUCUGGAAUGUUCCAAGGUGACAGAUACACCCACACAGGUUGUUUGUGUGCCAGCUAGAUGUUCUACGACCACAACACGGUAAAUGUGCCCUCACUGCCAGUGUUUUGGCUACAGACAUGGACUAUAACCUGGGGAAAUAACCCACUUAUCUCAUACUAUUCACACCAGUCGCCUUUCACUGACGGUUGGAAAAACAGCCCUAAACACACUAUUUUUAUGCUAAGAAAUGGACGAUGUGCACUUGUAGGGUUAUGCUCAAACACACAAAGACAUACAUUCGUUUCUGGAAGGAAAAAAAACUGUAUGAGGAUAUGUCCUUAGAGUAAUACUCAUUUGAAGAUGUAGCUACUUCAAAUAUUAAUUUAAGAAAUUUAACAGUGAUUUUUUUUUACAAUGAUUUGUGUCAUGGAAUGUUUGAUGCAUGACGUCAUCUACUGUAAAAAUCACCUGCCAGGGGGAGUGGCUAAAGGUAAGCGUCAGAAGGGUUUCCCUAUUCCGUUAUCAUGACGUGGCAUUGUGGACAUUUUGUAAACCUAGUAUAUUACGAAGUAAAAUGUAAGAAAAUGAGAUGUGAUUAUAUAUAAUCGAAUAGGUUUGUUAUUUAAUCGCUGAUCGUUUUUUCGUACCUAGAAUAUUUAUGAGGGGGCGGUUCUAUUUCCCGCUCAUGCUUGAUUGACAUGUGCCCCGAGGCUAAGCGGAGCUCGGGCACAGUCAGGCGUUCUACCUUGGAAAACAUGGAAAGAAACCACCCGGCAGAUUCAUAGACAUUUCAAUAUAUUUAUUAAUUAUGGACCAUGUUUCGAGACGCUGUGGAGUCAGCCGAUCGCGUUUAACAUAGUUGUUACCAGAUUGCGGUUGCUCUCCAGUUUCACCCACCAAAGUAAAAAUCCAGGUGCAUAAACGGGUUUCUCUCUUCCAGAUAGGAUGAAAGAUCGAGACACUACUCUCCUCUUCCAGCUAAAUUAGCUUGUGCCUCGGGUGGGUCAAUACAACUCUCCGUUGUUUGACUGUCUGGGACAUCGAGUGACUCUUCGACUGUCCCUGAUCGGCAUCCGAGUCCACGCCUGGGACUUGCUUCAUGGAGAGAGCAGCGAUACCGUUUCAACUUCUGGACUACAGAAUAGCCUUCUGCGAUUAACUAAACGUUUAGGCCAUAUUUCCACGCCAUAUUUUGGAAUAUAUUUGGAUUCACCUAUGGAAAAGAAAAACAACAAAGCGAACAGGGUUCGCUCGCCGCAACUUCGCAGCCUGAACUCAACUAUCAACUCUCCUCCCAGCGGCAGCAGCGCCAAAGAGAGAGUGCACAGUGUGGACCCGUAUGGCUUUGAGCGGUUGGAGGACUUUGACUAUGAGUCGUAUGAGGAGUUGAUGUCAGAGUACCUGGCCGUGCUCACCAGGAGGUCCAUCAGAUGGUCCAGGCUGUUGCAGGGACGGGGACGGCUGGAGAAGAGCAUCAAGGUGAAGCGCUAUGUGCGUAAGGGCGUGCCCAACGAGCACCGAGGGUUGGUCUGGAUGUCAGCCAGCGGGGCCCAGGAGCACCUGGAGAAGAACCCAGGCUACUAUCACUCUCUACUGGACACUACGAAGCAACAGCACGACCCCAAGCUGGUAGACUCCAUACGCACAGACCUGAACAGAACCUUUCCUGACAACGUCCAGUUCCGCAAGACGUCGAACCCAUGUCUCCAGAAAACCCUGUACAACGUGCUGCUAGCGUACGGACACCACAACCCAGCUGUGGGCUACUGUCAAGGCAUGAACUUCAUCGCUGGGUACCUCAUCAUCAUCACUAAAGACGAGGAGAAGUCAUUCUGGCUGAUGGACGCUCUACUGGGCAGGAUACUACCAGACUACUACACCCCGGCCAUGCUGGGUCUGAAGAUGGACCAGGAGGUUUUAGGGGAGCUUGUGAGGACCAAAGCCCCAGUUGUGUGGCAGGCCAUGGGGCAACACAACGUCAUGUGGACCCUGGUGGUCUCCAGGUGGUUCAUCUGUCUCUACAUAGACGUCCUGCCUGUAGAGACGGUUCUGCGUAUCUGGGACUGUCUGUUCUACGAGGGUUCUAAGAUUCUGUUCCGUGUGGCUCUGACGUUGAUAAGGAACCAGCAGGCUGAGGUCCAACAGGCCGGUUCCCUGCCUGACGUCUGUGACGGCUUCAAACACAUGACCAGAGGCCCCGAUGUAGAGGACUGCCACACCUUCAUGCAGAAAAUCUUCACGGAACCCGGAAGCCUCUCCAUGGCAACCAUCACCAAGCUCCGGGAGACGUGUCGAGCACGCAUCAUCGCUGAGGAGUCCUGACCCCAUCCUCGUGACCUGUCAAUCAAACACACUACACAUUCCGGGCUGGGUCCCAACACUCCUUAAUGGUCUCCUCUCCUCGGAUCCUAUCCCUCACUGUUGGGACAGUGUCCUAGACUGUUUUGUACUCUUUAGCAUGACUACCAUGUAGCUAUGUAGACUACCAUGUAUGGAGACUACUAGGGGUGAAAAUAAGGUGUUACGUGUACCAGCAAAUGUAAUUAGUAACUAUCCUGUGGGGGCACAUCGCACCGGUUAAACAUGAGCCUAUCACAAUAAUGAACAACAAAGAUGCCAAUCAAACCUUUUGUCUAUUACACUAUUGUCAUUACUGUAUGAAAGUCACAUGAAAUAAAACAUAUUUAGCCAAUGGACAUGAAAACAUAUGCUCAAAUGCGGUGUGGUUUGGCAAUAAGUGACAUUUUGAAAAAGCAGAGAUGAUCGUCUGAGACGCGCGGACAGCAGUGGACGUUACCAGACUGAUAUCGUCUUAAUGACGCGCGGACAGCAGAGGACGUUACCAGACUGAUAUCGUCUUAAUGACGCGCGGACAGCAGUGGACGUUACCAGACUGAUAUCGUCUUAAUGACGCGCGGACAGCAGAGGACGUUACCAGACUGAUAUCGUCUUAAUGAGUGACGUCGCUGAUCGUCUGAGACGCGCGGACAGCAGAGGACGUUACCAGACUGAUAUCGUCUUAAUGAGGGACGUCGCUGGGUGUCAUUCAUCAAACGGCGGCUGCACUGUAGAGAUGCAGGAAUUCAACAUGAGUUUUAGUCCAGCGUUGGUGUUCAUCUGCAUUGGGGGAAACCAGCCCUGGAACUAUUGGUUCAUGUAGACCUGAAUGUACACAUGUAGCUAGAUAGUUCAUGUAGACCUGAAUGUACACAUGUAGCUAGAUAGUUCAUGUAGACCUGAAUGUACACAUGUAGCUAGAUAGUUCAUGUAGACCUGAAUGUACACAUGUAGCUAGAUAGUUCAUGUAGACCUGAAUGUACACAUGUAGCUAGAUAAUUCAUGUAGACCUGAAUGUACACAUGUAGCUAGCUAGAUUGUUCAUGUAGCUAGAUAGUUCAUGUAGACCUGAAUGUAGUUAGAUAGAUGGAGUGUAAUGUUAACUCACACCCUGCUAACUGAGGAUUCCAUGUGUCCCCCAAAUGGCACCCUAUUCCCUACAAAAGUAGUGCACUAUAUAGGGAAUAGGGCCCUGGUCUAAAAUAGUGCAGUAUAUAGGGAAUAGCCCUGGUCUAAAAUAGUGCAGGGAAUAGGGUGCCAAUUGAGAUGUAACUCAUGUGAGAUUCAUGUUGCUGACUGAAGCUCAUCGUAACUGGAAUAAACAUUUAUUUAAGAACAAGAUUUGGAUUCUAUGACUUUGCACUUUUCUCCUCUGAGUGAUGACAUCACUGAUGACGUUGGGCAGUAGACUUGAAGUGUCGUCGUACAUGAAUGAUAGUGUCUGUUGUAGUGCACUAGAAACUAGCCUGAUUCUCUGUACACCAGACAUUAUUAAAUAAACUACUGACUCUUCUCCCCCC